UAAACUAUUUAAUAAUAUAAUUGUUUGUAUUUCAAUAAUACAAUUUGUUUGGGUCAGGUAGGAUACCCACUUUCUCUGUUUCCCAUCUUGUCACUUUUCUCUUUCUAACUGGACCGCUACGCAGAGCUUCGCUUUGGAAACGCAGGCAGUGGAAGAGCUUAGCAUCAGAUGGAAUUAGCAGACAGAGCAGUUGGGUUGCUAUUAACUCUUACAAGUCUUUCUAUAUUCACUUAUUAUACAUUUUGGGUCAUCAUCCUGCCAUUUGUAGACAGUGAUCACUUCAUCCAACAAUAUUUCCUACCCCAAGAAUAUGCUAUAUUAAUACCUGUAUUUGCGGGUGUGGUGCUUCUCUGCUUCUUAUGCAUAUUUAUUGGAUCUGUGAUGCUCAAAUCCAAAAAAAAGAAAGCUUGAUGCAAUUAAUUUUUGCCAAUUUGAUUUCUUGACAAUGAACUGAAAUUAUAAAUUUUGAUGUGAGCUACAAUGUAUCGUCUGAAGCAGUUUCUUUGCUGUAUUA
Messenger RNA from Ziziphus jujuba (common jujube), 514 nucleotides. RefSeq names its product dolichol-phosphate mannose synthase subunit 2. Gene Ontology annotation, molecular function: enzyme regulator activity. NCBI's taxonomy places the organism in Eukaryota, Viridiplantae, Streptophyta, Magnoliopsida, Rosales, Rhamnaceae. Gene Ontology annotation, cellular component: endoplasmic reticulum membrane; dolichol-phosphate-mannose synthase complex. The transcript has 3 exons. Bases 169 to 411 code for a protein of 80 amino acids. Gene Ontology annotation, biological process: GPI anchor biosynthetic process. The record is from RefSeq and is a predicted model, not a curated record.